Molecule: messenger RNA, 876 nt
Organism: Penicillium canescens
Lineage: Eukaryota; Fungi; Ascomycota; Eurotiomycetes; Eurotiales; Aspergillaceae
Product: bifunctional acetylglutamate kinase/N-acetyl-gamma-glutamyl-phosphate reductase
Exons: 3
Coding region: 1-876 (291 amino acids)
Biological process (GO): L-arginine biosynthetic process
Cellular component (GO): mitochondrial matrix
Molecular function (GO): L-glutamate N-acetyltransferase activity, acting on acetyl-CoA as donor; N-acetyl-gamma-glutamyl-phosphate reductase (NADP+) activity; arginine binding
Source: RefSeq, a predicted model, not a curated record
AUGCUGCCGCGUGUUGGUGAUCAAGAUGCUGUCCCUUCACUCCGCGCUAGCUUCCACCAAGCCCCUCCGAUCGCUGUGUCGACUCCCCUGCGCCAGGGCCGACCACACUCGCGCGCCGCCAGCCCUCUCCUGAGCUCGACCCGGAGCACCGUCGUCCAUCUGCGGAGCAACAUUGGUUCCAAGGGCGAGGCCCAGCAGUACCUGUCCCACUUCUCCUCCGUUUCCCCCAGCAGUUCGCCGUUAUCAAGCUCAACCGCACGAUACAAGCCGCCGGUGCCGAGCCCCAAUUUGAGAAUGGGAUCCGGGUCACGGAUGGCAAGACCCCCGUCGCUGGCGCGCAAGCUCGUUCCGGAGGAGAACAUAAAGUUGGUCGAGGAGCCGGAGCGUAUGGGUGUCCAUGCUCGGCCGAUCACCGCCGGUGUGUUUUUGGCCGAUUAUCUGGACAAGCUCAAGUAUAACCUGGUGAGUACGAUCAAUGGCGUGAAGAAAAAGCCUAGUGAGUCGGCCAUUGCAGCUGGCUGCCUACCCAUCCUGACUUCCAUGGCCGAGACCCCCGAUGGCCAGGUGCUCAGUGUUAAUGCCAAUGUGGCUGGUGGUGAGCUAGCCGGCGCUUUGGAACCAUUGAAGAUCGUUUACCUCACUGAGAAGGAUGAUCUGUUCAAUGGUGAUACCGGCAAGAAUAUCUCCGCCAUCAAUCUUGACGAGGAGUAUGACCACCUGGUGACUCAAUGGUGGGUCCGUCACGGAACUCGCCUGAAGAUCAAGGAGAGCAAGAUCUUGCUGAGCGACCUACCGCGCUCGUCCAGCGUGGCCAUCAUCCACCCUGCUCGUAACACAACUGAUGCCAAGCGUAGAGGUCGGUCAACGAAUCUAUAG